Molecule: messenger RNA, 726 nt
Organism: Capsella rubella
Lineage: Eukaryota; Viridiplantae; Streptophyta; Magnoliopsida; Brassicales; Brassicaceae
Product: oligosaccharyltransferase complex subunit ostc
Exons: 1
Coding region: 50-583 (177 amino acids)
Cellular component (GO): oligosaccharyltransferase complex
Source: RefSeq, a predicted model, not a curated record
UUCAUCAUAACAAGAGAGCGAAGAGCUGAUUCUGAAGGAUCCGAUUAAAAUGGCUCCGAGAUCCGAUUUACAAAACCUAGCCACCGGCUCCGGCGCCGGAUCCGCCACAUCUGAUGAUUCCUCAAUCGAUCCGAUCUUCCACAUUCUCCGUAUCAUUCCUUUCUCCUUCCUCCGACCACCACGUCUUCGUCUCAAGCUCCCUUCCUUCACACUCCCAUCGCCGAUGACUGUAUUCUCACUGAUUCUCCUCACUUACUUCCUCGUCGUCUCUGGCUUCGUCUACGACGUGAUUGUCGAGCCUCCAGGUAUCGGAUCAACCCAGGAUCCCGUCACCGGUUCAGUACGCCCCGUUGUGUUCAUGUCGGGUCGGGUUAAUGGUCAAUACAUCAUUGAAGGUCUAUCUUCGGGAUUCAUGUUCGUGCUUGGUGGGAUUGGGAUCAUAAUGUUGGAUCUGGCAUUGGAUAAGAAUCGAGCUAAGAGUGUUAAAGCAUCAUAUGCUACUGCUGGGAUCUCAUCUAUUGUGAUCGCUUAUGUUAUGAGUAUGCUCUUCAUUCGCAUUAAGAUCCCUGGCUAUCUCCAUUAGAGUUUUAGAUUGCUUUCACUUUCUUAUGUAGUUGGAUCAUUGAAAAAAGUGACCUUUUUGUGUGUGUUUUUAAGCUAAUGUGCUUCUUGUUUGAUAAUGAGAAUUCUAGCUAUGAAUGUUAGUAAUCUGCAGCAUUGCUUUGA